CAGAAAAGAUCUAGGGAUAUAUUAGAGGAUAAACCCUCCCAUCGUUUCUCUCCACAGAACAGAUUCCAUGUCCGGAAAUCCAGCACCCACGGCCACAGCCCCGGCGGCGUCGCUCGCCGAGGCGCCGGCGCCAACGCCCGUGCCUGUCGCCGCCGGCGAUCGCGGCCCGUCCGUUUCGCAGGCCAUGUCCAAAGUCAUGGAGAAGGGCAAGACAGCGUUCAUCCCGUACAUCACCGCCGGCGACCCCGACCUGGCGACGACGGCAGCGGCGCUGAGGCUCCUCGACGCGCUGGGCGCGGACGUCGUCGAGCUCGGCAUGCCGUUCUCGGAUGCCUCCACCGACGGGGCCGUCAUCAAGGCCUCGGCCGCGCGCGCGCUGGCCGCUGGCGCGACGGCUGACGCCAUCAUGGCGAUGCUGAAGGAGGUGACGCCGCAGCUUUCCUGCCCAGUGGUGAUCUUCUCCUACUUCAGCCCCAUUGCACAGCGAGGGACGGCGAGCUUCGCCGCCGCGGUCAAGGAAGCCGGCGUAAAAGGUCUUAUAGUACCUGAUCUUCCUUACGCCGAGAUAAGUGCUUUCAGGGAUGAAGCCAUCAAUAACGAUCUAGAGCUGGUGCUACUUACAACACCAUCUACACCGGCGGAGAGGAUGAAGGAGAUCACUGAAGCUUCAGGAGGCUUCAUUUACCUUGUAAGUGUCGACGGAGUUACAGGUGCCCGCGCAACCGUGAACCCACGCGUUGAGAGUCUUCUUAAGGAGAUUAAGCAGGUCACUGACAAGGCAGUGGCUGUUGGCUUUGGAAUUUCGACCCCUGACCAUGUUAAGCAGAUUGCAGAGUGGGGUGCAGAUGGAGUGAUCAUCGGCAGUGCAAUGGUGAAGCAGUUAGGUGAAGCUGCUUCUCCAGAAGAAGGGUUGCAAAGGUUGGAAGUCUAUGCCAGGAGCUUGAAGGAUGCACUGCCAUGAUAUAUGAAUGAGUGAACUCCAUUUUUACCCCCUUGGAUCACGUUGGUGGCUUAAUUACCCCAUUUAGUAGAUUUUCACAUUUAUAUCCAACUGAAGCAAACAUGUGCCACUAAUUCACUUUUCUUAAAAACAAAUCUACGUUCUGA
This is a messenger RNA of Hordeum vulgare subsp. vulgare (domesticated barley), 1107 nucleotides long. RefSeq names its product indole-3-glycerol phosphate lyase, chloroplastic-like. Gene Ontology annotation, cellular component: cytosol; chloroplast. The record is from RefSeq and is a predicted model, not a curated record. Lineage: Eukaryota; Viridiplantae; Streptophyta; Magnoliopsida; Poales; Poaceae. The coding region runs from base 68 to 961 and encodes 297 amino acids. Gene Ontology annotation, molecular function: tryptophan synthase activity. Gene Ontology annotation, biological process: L-tryptophan biosynthetic process. The transcript has 7 exons.